CUUCAUCCCUGUGGGGCCCCAAGCCCUCCCGGGGGUGCCGGGGCACGGAUCCCUCCGUGGUCGGUGCGGGAACAGGAGGCCCCACCCCAGGGCGGUUGCUGACGCCACGCAGGGACCCGGGUGUCCGGGAUCGGAGCAGGAAGCAGGAGCCGUCGGCCGCGGCGGGGCCGGUGGAGCCGGGAGUGGGGCUGUUUGGGAGCAGGCAGCGUGGGGCCGGGGCGCCCCACGGCCCCGGCCCCGCCAUGCCCACGCUGGGGCAGCUCCUGCUCGUGCUGGUGGUGACGGCGGCGGGUGGGCGUGGGGGCCCCCGCGACAGCCUGACCUGCUCCCAGGGCCUCGCCUGCCGCCUCUUGGACACCGACGUGCUGUGUGGGACGGAGCCCCCGGGGCCUGGCCAUGGGCUGUCCCUGGCUCGUCUGCGGCUGGAGCCGGCACUGCACUGCAGUGAGCCCACGGCCUGUGUGCCCUGUCUGGAGGCACGUGUGCGCCUGGCCUUGGCACCUGCCACCAGAGCCACCACUGCCAUCGAAACCCACCGCUCCGUGCUGCUAGGGAUCCCUGGGGCAGAGGAUGGCAGUGGCGGGGGACAGUGGUCAUCAGUGGCUGGGGUCACCUUGUCCCAACCAAAUGUCACUGGGCUGCUGCUGCUCUCAGGGCACACAUUUGCCUCCUCCCGCUGUGUGGCCGUGGAGGUCUGGGCACCUCUGGCCCCCACACAGCGCAACCAAACCCUGGGCUGGGUGAUCUUCCGGUGCUUCGAGGCACCGCUGGGCUCUGAGCUCCACGUCACGGCGUACACAAACUCACGUGGACAGCGGAGUCUGAGCCGGCAGAAGCGGGUGCCAGACUGCUCAUGGCCCCCGGCACAGGCUGCUGUCCCCCAGUGCCAAGUGCCCAGGCUGCAGAUCUCCCCAGGGCAGAAGGAGGUGGUUGUGGAGGUGCAAGGGGCUGUGGCGGGGCACAGCUACACGCUCCGGCUCUACCACAACCAGAGCCACAGCACUGGUGGGCCGGGGCAUGCAGUGACCGCGAGCAGACCCAUGAACUACAGCCUGCCUGCCGAUGAGGUGCUGCCCUGCCUCUGCCUGCAGGUCUGGCUGGAGACCCAGGACCCACUGAGGGCCACCCUGUGCCCCUUCUCCCAUGAUGCCAAGGCCUGGGAGCGACUGUGGAUGCAGAGCCAGCUGGUCCUACACACUGAGGGGCAGGUGCUGACCUGCUCCCUCUCAGCCCCCUGCGACCUCCCAGCCAAGCUAGUGCCCUGCUGGCAGCCAGUGCCCUCCGGGCCCUGCCAACCCCUCCCUGGCCUGCAGCAGCCCACCAUAGGGCAGGGACCCCGGGAGUUUGGAAGGCUGCGGCCACACCCCAAUCUCUGUGUGCAGGUGUGGAGUGGUGGGCAGGUCCGGUUGAUCCAGUGCCUGCGGGACCGAGUGCUGCCCGGCCGCCCCGAUGACCUCCUGCUGCUGGAGCAUGGGGGGAAUGCCUCGCUGUGCGCUGUGGAGCAGGAUGCCUGCACGCCCCUCGCCAGCUUCACCAGCAUGGGAAGGGGGCACCCCGGGCUGCUGGAGCAGGAUCUGCAGCGGGAUGUGGCAGCAGGGCAGUGCUGGCAGAUCUGGCACCCUGAAAACAGCACCGAGGUCGUGCUCUGGGCCUGUCCCAUGCACAAGUACCUGCGUGCCCGCUGGGCACUGGUGUGGAUGGGGGUGCUGCUGGCGGCUGCCUGUCUCCUACUCCUGCUCGUGCUGAAGAAGGAGGACAUGAAAGGAUGGCUGAAGUCACUGAGGGCUGGUUAUGGCUCUGAGGGUCCCCUGCAAGGCCGGCGGGCACUGCUGGUACACGCGGCGGAGCCGGCGGCAGAGCGGGCGGCGUGUGCCUUGAUGGCAGCUCUGCGCCCACUGGGGCUGCUGGUGGUGGCAGCACCGGGGGGUGGCAGCGGGGUAGCGGCGUGGGGACCACUACCCUGGCUGCACGCCCAGCACCGCCGAGCACUGCGUGACGGUGACACCAUCAUCUUCCUCCUCUCUCCCGCUGCAGUGGCUGCUGCACAACAGUGGGACAUGGGGGCCAGGGUUGUGCUGGAGGCCGGGGCUGCUGAAAGCAGCCUCAUCCCGCAGCAUGGCCCUGGCCCUGCUGAUGUCCCAGCUGUGGCACCCUGUGAGGUGUUUGCGGCAGCUCUGUCCUGUGCCAUGCCGGCACUGGCGGCGGGCACUGGGCGCUACAUGGUGGUCCAGCUGGAGGCCUUGGUGCCGGCAGUGCCUCCAGCACUUCAGGCAGCCCCUGCCUUUGCACUGCCCACUGAGAUGGGGGGAUUCCUGCGGGCACUGGUGGGACCAGCCUGGCGGCAGGGACGGUGGCCAGAGCCAUAUGUGGCAGCGGCGGCUGAGGGGCUGCGGCGGGCAGUGGGGGAAUAAAGGGGUGACAGUGCUUUUCCUGACCUUGA
Molecule: messenger RNA, 2440 nt
Organism: Chiroxiphia lanceolata (lance-tailed manakin)
Lineage: Eukaryota; Metazoa; Chordata; Aves; Passeriformes; Pipridae
Gene: IL17RC
Product: interleukin 17 receptor C
Exons: 17
Coding region: 243-2411 (722 amino acids)
Molecular function (GO): interleukin-17 receptor activity
Source: RefSeq, a predicted model, not a curated record